AAGCAGAGUUAAGCUUGACCUUAAGGCUCGUCUACGUCAAUCACAUAGUAGGUCCGCCCUAUUUAUAUACGCGCGGCAAGGUGAAACCGCUUUAGUUUCCGCGCGUCUGCUGUACCAUUCCUCAGCUGUGAAAAUCACAAAGUUAAAUCGAGUUUUAAAAUUUCUGGUGUAAACGUUAAAGAUUUUGUGACAAUUUUCCAACCUGGUAAGUAUUUUUUAUUUUAUUUAUUAAUCGCACUAGUCCUCAGUCUCUAGAUUAUAACAAAAAAAUUCAAAAUUACAGAGUUUUAUUUUAAACCGCUAGAGCAGUCGACUGCGCUCGUAACUAUAAACCGCGAAGUUCUGAGUUCGAAUCUGGGUCACGUCAAAUUUAUAAAAAGAAAUUUAACGUGAAAUUUAAUUAAAUUGUAGUGAUUAAUUAUUUAUAAUUUUUUUAGAUGUACCAACUCAAGAUCCCGUGCAGGAUGCGAUGGGCGUGAUGGGGAAAUGGCAAAUAAUCAUCACAGUUGUUGUUUCCCUUAUUAAUUUUCCGGCUGCUUGGAACCAACUCGCCAUUACAGUGAUUGCACCAGCACACAGUUUUGAGUGCGUGCAGCCUCUGCCCUACAACCGAACCAUUUCCCGCGAGGGAACUUGUAGUGUUUUAGUAAAGAACAUGUCGACAAUUGACUGCACUCUCUUUAUGUUCGAUGAAUAAGCUUUCAGUUCAACAAUCGUGAGUGAGGUAAACCUUCGACUGCUUGUCUUUUAAAUUGUUUAUUUCUGCCCAAUCUAACUAUUAUUUUUCUUUCCAGUGCAAUGCAAGCGAUCUUGAUGAUCAUCACACCAUUCAUGCCCACGUUCCCGCUGUUCUUAAUUUUCAAAAGUCUCUCUGCCGUUGCGACUGGUGGAACGAUGCUGAUGUUAUCGUCAUGGAGAUCGUCGGAACACAAGUGCGGUCAAAUAUCUUGACGCUAUACCACGUGCCGUUUGUACUGGGAAUUAUGACCGUUCCGCUGUUCUCGUACUUGACUAGAACAUGGGACGGGUACUGGCUGAUGAUUUCCGUUCCCUCCUUCGCGCUUCUAUCCUACUACUGGCUGAUCCCUGAGUCUCCCCGUUGGUUGUUGGCAGUUGGUAGAGUUAAAGAGGCUCGCGAAAUUCUGCUAAAGGCUGCUCAAACCAACAGAAUUUCCGAGACAAAAGUAACAACCGCCAUUGAACACCAUGAGAAGUUGUUGCCAUCAGCUACUAAAGACAUUAAAGCGGAAAGUGAAGAAAGAAGCUAUGGAGUCCUAGAUUUAGUAAGGACUCCAAAUAUGAGGCUAAAAACUAUUUGCAUCGUGUUCAAUUGGUUGAAGUGUGGAAUGGUCUUCUUUGGGAUUGAACACUACCUUGGACACAUGAGCGACAAUGUGUUAAGCGACCUCGCCAUAUCAGCUGCUUUCCAACUUCCUGGACUGCUCAUCGUCUUCUUCCUGAUAUCAAGAGUGUCCCGACUGAAAUUUUUGGUCGUGGCAAACGUGUUGGCGGGAAUCAGUUUACUGCUGAUCAUCCCAUUCUACACCAACGACACGAUGAAGUUGGUACUGGUGACUGUGGCCCUGACGUGCAUGACCAUCAGCUUCCCGACAAUUUACCUGUACACGGGAGAGCUGUUUCCAACUGUUGUCAGAAACAUCGGGUUCGCUGUCUGCAGCGUCGCUUCGAAGACCGGAAGCAUUUUCGCUCCUUUCUUGAUUGACUACGUUGAUGAUCUUGCGUAUUGGGUGAUUCCAGUCGUUUUCGGGAUGGGACCAAUCCUGGGGGCGAUUCUUUGCAUCUGGUUACCCGAGACAAUGAAUUGUAAACUGCCAGAGACCAUCGAAGAUGGCGAGAAUUUCAGAAGGAACAAACAGAAGAGUCCAGCGGCGUCUCCACUAUAGUCCGCCUAUUAGUUUUAGAUUUUAAAUUAUUUAUAGGAGACUAGUCACUUGUUGUAGAAUAAUUGUUGUAAAUAUUGUUUAUUAAUCUUCUAGUAUUUUAUUUUGUAAAUAAUUAUAAAUACAUUAAUUUUAAGGUUAAUAUUCAUAAAGGUAUAAGUUUCUGCGGCCGUAGCUAUUAAGCCUUAUACAAGGAUUUUAGUAUACUUAAAAUAUUUAUGAUAGUACAAAAAACUAUAAUAAGCAGUAUUAACAACCUUAUACCUAAAAACAAAGUCUAUAUGUUUUAGAUAGUAAAUUAUUUAUGAAAGACUAGUAAAUUAUUACAGUAAAAUGUAAAUAUAUUUAUUGUAAGAUUAAGUAAGUACACAUCGAAUGUAAAGACAUAGCACUUAAGACUUAUAUAAGGAUACUAGUAUACUUAUAAAUGUUUGUUAUAAUGAAAGGAAGAAAAACUAUACUCGUAUAAUAAGAAGUAUUUUAUAAUUUCAAACUUUCUGUUUUCUUUUCCAAUACCUCAUCCAAAAGACAGAACAUUUCUUCUACCGCUGAUGGCCAUACCAAUAACCUGUUGCAAAAAACGCUGUACCGUAACUAGUACAGUAAUUCUAACAGUACAAUCACUUGGCUCUAUAGUAGAAGUAGGUAUGGUCCCUAAUCAGUGCCGCCAUCUUGAAACUUGUGAAUUUGUAAAACUUC
Cydia pomonella (codling moth) is the source of this 2600-nucleotide messenger RNA. Its product is annotated as organic cation transporter protein-like. The record is from RefSeq and is a predicted model, not a curated record. Gene Ontology annotation, biological process: transmembrane transport. Bases 912 to 1904 code for a protein of 330 amino acids. Lineage: Eukaryota; Metazoa; Arthropoda; Insecta; Lepidoptera; Tortricidae. Gene Ontology annotation, cellular component: membrane. The transcript has 6 exons. Gene Ontology annotation, molecular function: transmembrane transporter activity.